GGGAAGUCCGUCACCGUCGCUCACUGCCUCUCUCGGUUGAACCCCGCAAUACCUUUCGAGCUGCUGAAACCGUGGAGUAAAACGAAAGUUAAGGGUUGGAAAAUGAGUGUGGAGGCGUACGGGCCGAGCUCCCAAACCCUCACCUUCCUGGACACUGAGGAAGCCGAGCUGCUCGGAGCGGACACCCAGGGCUCCGAGUACGACUUCACCGAUUUCACGCUUCCCAGUCAGACCCAAACUCAAGCCCAGAGCCAGCUGGACGGCCAGGUUAAUGGUCCAGAUGAAGGUCUCCACAACGGAGGGUUGGAUGACUCCGUGAUCAAAACCAGCCAGUUGUUGGGCGAGCUGAACUUCGAGGAGGAUGAAGAAGACACGUAUUACACCAAAGACCUUCCCGUACACGCAUGCAGCUAUUGUGGUAUUCAUGACCCGGCAUGUGUGGUGUACUGUAACACCAGCAAGAAGUGGUUCUGUAAUGGUCGUGGCAACACAUCUGGCAGCCACAUUGUGAACCACAUGGUGAGGGCCAAAUGCAAAGAGGUGACACUGCAUAAAGAUGGACCGCUGGGUGAAACUGUGCUGGAGUGCUACAACUGUGGAUGUCGCAACGUCUUCCUCCUGGGCUUUAUCCCGGCCAAAGCUGACUCUGUGGUGGUGCUUCUUUGCAGGCAGCCCUGUGCCAGCCAGAGCAGCCUGAAGGACAUCAACUGGGACAGCUCACAGUGGCAGCCACUGAUCCAAGAUCGCUGCUUUUUGUCCUGGCUGGUGAAGAUCCCAUCAGAGCAGGAGCAACUCCGAGCUCGUCAGAUCACUGCCCAACAGAUCAAUAAGCUGGAGGAACUCUGGAAGGACAAUCCCACCGCUACCUUGGAAGACCUGGAGAAACCUGGUGUAGACGAGGAGCCCCAGCAUGUGCUGCUGCGCUACGAGGAUGCUUACCAGUACCAAAAUAUAUUUGGCCCGUUGGUCAAACUGGAGGCCGACUAUGACAAAAAGCUUAAAGAGUCCCAGACUCAAGACAACAUAACAGUCAGGUGGGACCUGGGACUGAACAAAAAGCGGAUUGCGUAUUUCACUCUGCCCAAGACGGAUUCAGGUGACAUGCGACUGAUGCAAGGUGAUGAGAUCUGCCUGCGCUACAAGGGAGACUUGGCUCCGCUGUGGAAGGGCAUUGGUCACGUCAUCAAAGUACCAGACAACUAUGGCGAUGAAAUUGCCAUUGAGUUGCGGAGCAGCGUUGGAGCGCCUGUGGAAAUCCCACACAACUUCCAGGUGGACUUUGUUUGGAAAUCCACCUCUUUUGACAGGAUGCAGAGCGCCCUGAAAACCUUUGCUGUUGAUGAGACUUCCGUGUCCGGCUACAUUUACCACAAACUUUUAGGCCACGAGGUCGAAGAUGUCACCAUCAAGUGCCAGCUGCCAAAGCGCUUCACUGCCCCGGGUCUGCCUGACCUUAAUCACUCACAGGUGUACGCUGUAAAAACUGUGCUGCAGAGGCCUCUCAGUCUGAUCCAGGGCCCUCCUGGCACUGGGAAGACCGUCACCUCUGCUACGAUUGUUUACCACCUGUCCCGGCAGGGCAAUGGGCCGGUUUUGGUGUGUGCUCCCAGUAACAUAGCUGUGGACCAGUUGACUGAGAAGAUCGACAAGACUGGCCUGAAGGUAGUCCGCCUGUGCGCUAAGAGCCGAGAGGCUAUUGAGUCACCGGUGUCUUUUCUGGCUCUGCACAACCAGAUCAGCAACAUGGACAGCAUGCCGGAGCUGCAGAAGCUGCAGCAGCUGAAGGAUGAGACUGGUGAGCUGUCGUCUGCUGAUGAAAAACGCUACAGGGCUUUGAAGCGCACUGCUGAGAGGGAGCUGCUCAUGAAUGCUGAUGUGAUUUGCUGCACCUGUGUUGGAGCUGGAGAUCCCCGUCUGGCCAAGAUGCAGUUUCGUUCCAUCCUGAUCGAUGAGAGCACUCAGGCCACUGAACCCGAGUGCAUGGUGCCUGUGGUUUUGGGGGCAAAGCAGCUUAUUCUUGUUGGCGACCACUGCCAGCUCGGACCUGUUGUGAUGUGUAAGAAGGCAGCCAAGGCAGGUCUGUCCCAGUCUCUGUUUGAACGAUUGGUGGUUCUGGGAAUCCGGCCAAUCCGCCUGCAGGUCCAGUACCGCAUGCACCCAGCUCUCAGUGCCUUCCCCUCCAACAUCUUCUACGAGGGUUCCCUGCAGAAUGGCGUCACCGCAGCUGAUCGCAUCAAGAAAGGCUUCGAUUUCCAGUGGCCUCAGCCUGAUAAGCCCAUGUUCUUCUAUGUGACUCAGGGUCAGGAGGAAAUAGCCAGUUCUGGAACUUCAUACCUCAACAGGACCGAGGCAGCCAACGUAGAGAAAAUCACCACCAGGUUGUUGAAAGCAGGAGCUAAACCUGACCAGAUAGGCAUCAUCACCCCAUAUGAGGGUCAGCGCUCCUACCUGGUCCAGUACAUGCAGUUCAGUGGCUCGCUUCACACCAAACUCUAUCAGCAAGUGGAAAUUGCCAGCGUGGACGCCUUCCAAGGCAGAGAGAAGGAUUUCAUCAUCCUUUCUUGUGUCCGUGCCAAUGAGCACCAGGGAAUUGGCUUCCUGAAUGACCCUCGUCGUCUCAACGUGGCGCUGACCAGAGCCAAGUAUGGUGUGAUCAUUGUGGGGAACCCCAAAGCGCUCUCAAAGCAGCCGCUGUGGAACAACCUGCUGAACUACUACAAGGAGCAGAAGGUCCUUGUGGAGGGACCCCUCAACAACCUGCGGGAGAGCCUCAUGCAAUUCAGCAAGCCCCGUAAACUGGUCAACACCAUCAACCCCGGGGGGCGCUUUAUGAGUACUGCCAUGUACGAUGCUCGCGAGGCUCUCAUCCCUGGCUCAGCCUAUGAUCGCAGCAGUGCUGCUGGACGUCCAUCCAACAUGUACUUUCAAACACACGACCAGAUCGGGAUGAUUGGAGCAGGCCCUGGUCACAUGGCUGCCAUGAAUAUUCCUUUACCCUUCAACCUGGUGAUGCCCCCGGUGCCUCCCCCCAGCUACCUGGGUCAGACCAACGGUCCUGCUGCAGGUCGGGGUAUGAUGAAGGGGAAACCCGGGCGUGGCGGGAGACAGAGGGUCCGUGGUUCGGCGAACCAGUGUGCUAGUCAGGGUAACGGACCGAACAGCCAGGCGAGCCAGGACGGAGCCUCCCAGUCCUUCUCUCAGGGGCCACUGACUCAGGGUUACAUCUCCAUGAGCCAGCCCUCUCAGAUGAGCCAGCCUGGCCUCUCUCAGCCAGAGUUGUCUCAGGAUAGCUAUCUUGGCGAUGAGUUCAAGUCCCAAAUCGAUGUGGCUUUGUCCCAGGACUCAACUUACCAGGGUGAACGUGCAUACCAACAUGGCGGGGUGACCGGACUGUCACAGUACUAAAGUGUUGCCUGAAGAAGGGAGCUAGGCUUAAGCUGAGCUUAGUUCAUCAGCUUUUUAAUCUGGGAAAUAAUAAAAACAUAAAAUGGAUACCUGUUUUCCUCUGCUACAUCCGAAGCACCACCAAGUGAAAGCGACGGGAUAGCGAAACCAAACCAAUGACCAGCGAGCGAAAUAAAAGGGUAGAAGAAGAAGAGCGCACUAACAGAUGGGCAAGGAGAUGAAAGAGGCCGCGUGAACAAGCGAGAGGCAGGAGCCGAUGCCCGUGCGUAGUGAAGGAGGGAAAGUCGAGAACGUGGCGGCGUCUGGUCGGGCUGCUGAGGGAAACAGAGGAGAGAUCAACAGUCUCUCACGAGAAUCCAAAAGAGGUUCAGCCCCCAACAAAAUAAUCCACCCAACACCUUCACACCCGCAGCUUCCGGGAGACCUCCGGAGCAAAGGAUCGAAGCUUCCCAGUGGAAUUUGAAGAACUCUUUCUCCAAAUCUGGACAGAAGUGGUAGCAGAAAGCUUUUAAACAGGCAGCACAAAAAAACAUUCCCCACCCCCCCACGCUGGAAGUUAGUUGUUUAUCAACUAGUAUUUCCCAGACUCUUUUAAAAUUAGGUUCAUCGCGGGAGGAUAUUCUUCCACUGGGCCCGAACACCUCGGCAGCCUCUGAAGGAAGCAGCAGUCGACACACCCUCUCAGAGAGGAAAUAAAAACACUGGUUCUGUGCUCGAGUCUGAUGUUGAAAUACCUUUCAUUUGCCUUGAGGACCGCCGGCUCCAUCAAGGUCUUUAAUGGGAUGGUUUCAACCACACGCCAGCCGUGGACUGACGCGUGGAUUUCAGGCAGUUUUUCCUAGCAUACAUGGAUCCCACUGAUGUGGUCAUGAUGGGACAGUAUUUUCUUCUCUGAAUACCUUUCUUACCACAGAGCACAAAAUUGCAACAACAACAAAAAAAAGUCAGUGAGACUAUCACACAUGAUGAGCGAUGAAUAUUCAGCUCAGUCAUUUGAUGUUUCAGCGAAGGCUUUUUCUGAUCUCGUGAAAGCAGGGGUUGUUCAUGUUUGCUGUGCUUUAUGACCAGAUGACCUAUUCCUCUUUUUUUUUUUUUUCUUUU
This is a messenger RNA of Nematolebias whitei (Rio pearlfish), 4506 nucleotides long. RefSeq names its product UPF1 RNA helicase and ATPase (gene upf1). The coding region runs from base 103 to 3405 and encodes 1100 amino acids. Gene Ontology annotation, biological process: nuclear-transcribed mRNA catabolic process, nonsense-mediated decay. Gene Ontology annotation, molecular function: zinc ion binding; RNA helicase activity; DNA binding. The record is from RefSeq and is a predicted model, not a curated record. The transcript is spliced from 25 exons. Gene Ontology annotation, cellular component: cytoplasm. Lineage: Eukaryota; Metazoa; Chordata; Actinopteri; Cyprinodontiformes; Rivulidae.